UAAUGCUUGACAGCUCAGCUAGCUAAGUCGAUAUUCACACCGAUGAGGAUGAUUGGCCUAAAUUAAAGUAAUUAUGAUUAAAUUUGUCAAGAUUAUUUUAGGCCAGAUCAUGUUUAAUUAAUACGAGUUGAAUAGGAUUUGAUUUGGUUGUGUUAAAUUAUGUCAGCCGCAAAAGCUGGUGCCUCAAUUUAAGCUAGCUGAGACUUGAAGAGAGAAGAAGUCAGCUCACGAAGUUUUUGCAAACCCAUACCAGUUAUUUCACUUUUAACCAAAUACAAAUGCAAAAUGAAUUCUGCUUUUUAGUUAUUCAGAUCAGAGAUAUUUUAAGGAUGAAUUUUGAAGUGAUGUCUCAACUCGUUUGCACUGUUCGUUAUUGUAUUGACUAAACUGAAAAAUAAAGUGAAAAUGGACAAGAAAUGGCUACUAUGGCUCCUGACUCCACAAUUUUACACAACUUAAUCUAAUCAAAAAUAGUGGCUCAAUGCAUUUUCGAGUUUCACAAUUACUUACAAUGAAUAUUCCGGAUUCUGAUGACUCAUGUGCUUCUGAAUUAUUCAACUGGUAAGCAGUAAAAUCCAUUCAUACUUGGACCAAAAACACAAUUCGCGGUAAAGCUAGUAAGUAACUUUGGUUACAUUCAUUGGAGUAUAACUCGAAAUCACGGCUAAGAUCUUAAAACUAGUUUUACGCCCCAGUCUUAGUUAGACCCUUUUUAAUACAACAGGUGAUCUACCUUUGCCCGUCAUCUUUUGAGCUUAAAUAAAAGUUUUAACGGCAAUUUUUUAGAUUAAAAUUUAUUUAUCAUUUGCACCGAAAAUAUUAUUACCGCAAAAUGGAUCAAGUUGAUAGCAACUCUGAUAAAAUUACAAUAAAAGUGAGACACUGGGAUGAAGAUUAUCAUGACAUUACUAUUGAUUGGUCAAAUGAAAGUUUUGAUUACAGGAAACAAGUGUUUCAUCAGUUAUCAGCAUUCACAGGCAUACCAGUCAAAUAUCAAGUGCGUGUUGGAGUAACUAAUGUAGGAAUAUCUGUCAAUUUGGGCAACCCUGAAUUCGGUGAUGAAGAAGGACGGGGUCACUUGUUUCCGGAUGAAAAAGAGGAGGCAAUGGAGCAAAUUCAGGAUGGCGCUUGUUAUCUUUUGGAAACAGAUAUAUUCACCUGCUAUCCUACUUAUCCUAGUAUUUUCUGUUCCUAUCACCUGGCUCAUCGUGAUCUGGUCAAUGAAAAUGGUUGCAACUUAUAUUAUUGCCACUCUUUGGGUAGUCGUUUCUUCACGAAGAAAUUUUCAAAGCUCAUUAAAUCCGAGCACUUGCAGACACUUCUGGAUCCAAGAGUUGCAGGACAAGCACGGGAAACUUUAACAAGAAUUAAAUUAAAUCUGAAUAUUGAACAUAUUACUCGCCUAGAAUGCAAUAGAUAUUUCGAAUCUUUAGGACAUUUUGAUUAUCCGUUCUCUAAUUACUAUUUGCGUUACCGAGGUUAAUGAAGAUAUACACCUGGUAAAACUUAGAAUCUAGGUUAUUUUCGGCUACGUGAUAAUUACUUGCGUUAUCGAGGUUGAUUAAAAAUGCUUUUGCAGUUCAUUAUCAAUCAAAGAAACUGACUUAUAUCAACUUUUUGCAUUAAAAGAUGAAAAUUUUAAA
Messenger RNA from Tetranychus urticae (two-spotted spider mite), 1643 nucleotides. NCBI's taxonomy places the organism in Eukaryota, Metazoa, Arthropoda, Arachnida, Trombidiformes, Tetranychidae. The record is from RefSeq and is a predicted model, not a curated record.